Molecule: messenger RNA, 1425 nt
Organism: Trypanosoma theileri
Lineage: Eukaryota; Euglenozoa; Kinetoplastea; Trypanosomatida; Trypanosomatidae
Exons: 1
Coding region: 1-1425 (474 amino acids)
Source: RefSeq, a predicted model, not a curated record
AUGGAUGAGUCGGUGCGGCUGCGGGAGGAGUGCAAGGCGGCCCUGCAGGAUCUCGCGGCCGGCCGCUCGUGGCGGAAUGUCCAGCCGGUCGUAACGUCCGCCGCCGGACUUCUCCUCCGGGCCGCCGCCGCCGCCGCCGCGAGAGUCGCCGAACUCGACGCCGCCGUCAGCGACACCCGCCACGCCGUCGCCCUCGUCGCCGAAGACGCGCGGCUGAAGGAGCGCCGCUACCGCCACGACCGCGACGCCGUCGAUCGCCUCCAAGACGCCCUCGAGGCCCACAGGCGUGAGACCCAGCAGCUCCACACCACCGUCCUCCUCCCAGCGCUGGCAGAGAUGCAGCAGGAGAUGGACGGACUCACUGCUAGUCUACACGCCGUCGCCACACAACAGACACUACCACCAUCACCUCCACCUCUUUCUUCUUCCUCUCCUGCAAGUGUGCAGGCCACAAAGAUGAAGAACAAGAGAGAGAAGGAGGAGGAAGAAGAGAAUGAUGAUGGUGGUGGUAGUGUCGGCAUCAGGAAGAGUGAUGGGGUCAUGUUAAAGGAAAUGGUGCGGGAGGUGAAGUUGCUGCGAAAUCAGUGGAAACAGAUGAUGCGUUCUCAUGCCAUGGCCCCACUGCCUCAGUCAUCAUCAUCACCAUUAUCCCCGCCUCCUAUACAACAACAUCUGGAGGGACAACGUUCAGUAACAACUCCAUAUAAGAAGAAUGGUAUAAAAAAAGUACAUUCUGCAUCGCGUCUACGGGUGGAUUGCAGUGUGGCGCGAUGGCAAUGGCGUGGAGGUCAUAUCACAGCCGCCAUGCUAUCACCAGAUGUUCCUAUUCCUUGGAGUUCGUUAAAUGUGCGCAAUACAUUAACAGGGGAAUGGUUAACUGUUGACGCAGCGCCACCAGAGCAUAUACUUCGACAAGAAGAAGAAAUAUUCUGCGAUGUAGCAAGAUUUCCCUUCGUAUGGCGUCCACAAUCUCCAUCUAUAAUUGAGAUUUUACAGGAUGGGAUUUAUCAUGUUACUGUGUGUAUAAUUAGUAUUCGUAAUAGAGGUGUUGCUGCAAAAAAUCAUGCUGGCAUGCGUGGUGUUAACACAUCUACAUUACCGUCUGUCACGUUGCGUAUUAACAAUAAUACAGUUUUUAGUUUCUUCUCUGGUGGGUCCACGUGCUAUACCCUGCACUCUGGGAUGGGUACCACUUCUGCUACUUCUAAUAAUAACAGAGCAGCAGCUGCUGCUGCUUCACGGCAAACUUGUGCGUGUGCACGCCGACCAUGCUCCUGUGGGGCGGAGGUAACGUUUACCACAACGACCGUCGCUGAGUAUCUUCGUCUGCCAAUAGGGUCAACUGUUUCUAUUCACUCUUGCGAUUCCUCCGAUACCACAUCAGUGCAUGAGGCACUGCUAGAGAUGGAACGUAUGGCCGGUUAA